AUGCAGAAGCAAAACCCUUCCGAGAGUUCUCCAUCCUCUGAUGACACUCGCACACACAAUCCGCAGGGUGGUGAAGGUGAGAUCAUGAAAACCCCUUGGCAAGUGUUGGAGGAGCUUUGUGGUGGCGAUAGCGAGAGUGGUUGUAGUGAUAGCAAGUGUGGUGGUAGCAGUAGUGGUGGAGUCCCUGUGGUUGUGACGGUAGUAGUGAGCGGUGGUGGUGGCGGUGGUUCUUCGUCGAGUGUGGUUGUGACUCCGGUGAGUGAGGGAGUGCAAGCCAAAGGGAGAGGAACGUCUGAAGUGAGAGACCCUUGCCCUGUUUGCAACAAAGAUUUCACAACGUGGAAGGGUGCUUUUGGCCACAUGCAUGCACACCCAAAUUGUGAUUACAACGGUUUCUUCAAGUCUCGUGUGUUUGCUUCCUCGUCGCAAUAUCAACCACCUAGUGAUAACAACAAGAGUGAUGGUGCAAAGAAGAGUAGCACCACUAGUAAUAGUACUAAUGAGGUUGACAAUAGUGGGGAGAAAAGGUUGAUAUCAUCUCCUAAUCAAGUGUUGGACUUUGAUCUGAAUGAAUCAAUGGAGGAAGCUGUUAAGUCCUCUCACAUCGCUAAAGAGAGUGUUCGGAAGGAAAAGGAUCUCGGAUUUGACUUGAAUCAAAUGCCUCCUGCUGACCAUUAUGAAGGAUGAAGAUCUCAAGUUAUGGGUUUAAAGUGUGUAUUGUUGAAAUCAAUAUAUAUCAAGAAUAUGAUGAUAGUUGAGAUGGUUUGAUAUAUAAUAUAAUGAAAUGUUGGUUAACAUUGUUGCAUUUGUUAAUUCUAUGGGUUUUGGAGAGUAAUGCAUCACUAUGAACAAUUAAGUUUAAGAUGUUGAGAUAUAUAUACAUGUACAUGAAGGUCGCUGGUUCAACUUCUUAUAUGUAUAUUUGCAUGCAGUCAUGUAAUAUA
This is a messenger RNA of Cajanus cajan (pigeon pea), 944 nucleotides long. RefSeq lists its product as uncharacterized. The record is from RefSeq and is a predicted model, not a curated record. NCBI's taxonomy places the organism in Eukaryota, Viridiplantae, Streptophyta, Magnoliopsida, Fabales, Fabaceae.